AUGCCGCUAGAACUAGUCCCCGCCGCAAGCAAAGAGGAGGUGCUGCUGUGCCAGACCAACAACUACGAGCUCUGGGGCGCCCCGUUGACGCUGGAGCAGUACCAGCACCGGGACAACAUCAACUACGGGACGUCGUACAUGGCGAUCGACAGAGAGCAGCCGGAGCAGAGCAACGGCGCCGUCUACUUCGUGCUCAAGGACUCCGCCACGGGCGUGAUCGAGUCUGCGUGUGAGAUCCUCAUCCGGGACUGCUGGGUCAAGAGGGCCGGGCGGCUUGUCGACGCCCGCUCCGCCGUCCUCGGCUCGGUCUACACCGUCGAGAAGUACCGCAACAAGGGCAACGCCAGCGUCAUGAUGAAGGAGCUGCUCCGGCAGCUGCGGAAGACGUACCUCACCGGCGACUGCGACGUGGCGUUCUUGUACAGCGAGGUCGGCGAGUACUACUCCCGCUUUGGCUACCGGAGUUUCAACGUGCCCGUGUUUGUCUUCGACAUCACGGCGCAGGACGACCGCAGCACCAAGAUCGGCGCCAGCUGCGCGGUCGAGUACGAGACCUUGUACAUGGACUACGCCGAGGUUGCCGACGACUACCGAGGCCGCAUCCGGAAGCUGGUUGAACGGGACACGGACACAGACAGCGCCGCCUUCGCCUUCGCCUUGAAGCCCACCGCCGGCCUCUUCGAGUGGUUCGCCAACCGUGCCCGGGCCAUCUACUGGGCGGUCCAGCACCCGGACGCACACGCCCCGCCAGCCGUCGAGCACGAGAGGGCGUCCGGAAGCACCGUCGACCCUGCCCUCACCGUGCCCACCGGCUACCUUGUCCGCCACCCAACCGCCGACGCCCCCGGCCUCAGCUAUGUGUCCUUCUACCCGGAGUUCCACACCGGCGACUGCUACGUCACCGCCAUGCACGCCCACGACGUCGCCACCGCCGUCGUCCUCAUGGACCUCGUUCUGAAGCAGUGCGCCGUCUGGAAGCUCCGCAAGGUCUAUGCCUGGAGCACCGACGUCGGCGACUUCGACAACACCGGCAGGGACCCCUUGGCCGCCGUGGACCGCCUCCAGCACGCCUUUGCCACCGCUGCCGGGCCCAGCCCCUCCGGCUCCAGCGUCGCCUUCCGUGUCCAGGACACCAACCACAGUCUUAGCGCCAUCCAGGCCUUGCACCGGACCAGCAACACCGACCCAGCACGUCCUCAAGAACCUUUUGUCACCAGAUGGGAGGGCAACGGCAAGUGGUGCUGGUUCUGA
This is a messenger RNA of Pichia membranifaciens NRRL Y-2026, 1251 nucleotides long. RefSeq lists its product as hypothetical. NCBI's taxonomy places the organism in Eukaryota, Fungi, Ascomycota, Pichiomycetes, Pichiales, Pichiaceae. Bases 1 to 1251 code for a protein of 416 amino acids. The transcript has a single exon. The record is from RefSeq and is a predicted model, not a curated record.